This is a messenger RNA of Purpureocillium lilacinum, 1716 nucleotides long. NCBI's taxonomy places the organism in Eukaryota, Fungi, Ascomycota, Sordariomycetes, Hypocreales, Ophiocordycipitaceae. The record is from RefSeq and is a predicted model, not a curated record.
AUGACGGAAGCAGAAGCGCCCACCUGGCAGGAACAGGCAUUGCACAUUUGCGCAGUUCGUGAUGCUUCCAUGGCAACGAUCAAAGCUGAACUGCCCGACAUGUCCGGUGACAAGCAUAUAGCCAGGGUUAUCGGCGUUCCACGUCUGCGGCUUACUGAAAGGGACGUCCAUAUCACUGAGAGUGCUGUGGAGGACCUUGUGAGGCAGCUCGCAGCCGGCGAAGUGACGGCCAAAGAGGCUGCUUUGGCCUUUCUCCGACGUGCUGUUAUUACAAAUUGCAUAUACGAGCUUCUGCCUGACCGUGCCCUGGGUCGGGCACAAGAGCUUGACGACUACCUGGCCAACAAUGGGCAGCCCAUAGGUCCGCUCCAUGGACUGCCCAUCAGCGUGAAAGAGCACAUUAGUGUUUCCGGAUGUGAGAACACUGCCGGAUUCGUCGGCUGGGCUGGCAGAAGAAAGGACGAAGAUGCGAGCAUCGUCAAGAUAUUGCUGGACGCCGGCGCAGUUCUAUAUGCUAGAACCACUGAGCCGCAAGGGCUGGUAAGCAAUGCACCCUUCACUAAUCUAUAUUGGGAUACGCAAAGCAACAUCACUGGUGUUACUGCGAACCCUCAUAAUCGCGCUCUCACAUGUGGGGGCUCGUCUGGUGGAGAGGCAGCGUUGCUGGCAUUCACAGCCCGCGACAUGGCCCAAAAUCAGAGACCUAACAAGAUCCUAGGUGGCAGCAUCCGUUUGCCGGCAGCUCAUUGUGGGCUUUAUGGAUUCAAGCCGUCAUCAGGUCGGCUUCCAUUGAUGGGACUCGAGGCUUACUGCAUAGGUUCCGAUACAAUCGCACCGAGCAUCGGUCCCCUAUCUCCUUCCCUUGGAGGCAUCAAACUAUUCAUGGACACUGUGUUGAUGUCAGAGCCCUGGCACAACGACCCUUCCCUUCUUCCUGUACCAUGGGCAAGUCAGGCGGCCCAAAUCCACCAACAGGAAAAAUUGCCUUUAGUUGUGGGGGUCAUGUGGACGGAUGGCAUCGUCCAGCCUGCCCCUCCCAUAAAAAGAGCGCUUUUGGAGGUUGUGGACAAGCUCAAGUCUACGCCAGAUGUCCAGAUUAUAGACUGGCAGCCCUUCAAGCAGAAUGAGGCACUGGAGAUUCUUGUAAGUCUAUCUCUACUCCAGAAGCGAUUGUACAGCCCAGAUGGGGGUAGAGCGUUCAUGGAAAACCUCGCUUUGUCCGGCGAACCCAUCUUGCCCCUCCCCGCUUGGACCGUUCGCGACCAGCCUGGAAUCGAGGCACUCGACAUCAAAGGUCUCUGGUAUUGGACUAGAAAACGCGACCAGUUUCGCUACUCCUAUCUAAAAGGUACUGCAAGACUUGCACUGGUGCCGAAUAUGGAUGUCAUUCUCUGCCCUGCGUACCCCAUGCCCGCACCAGUUCAUGGAACUUCACGGUAUUGGGGCUAUACAUCUCUCUGGAACCUCUUGGAUUACCCAGCCAUUACCUUUCCUGUCACCAGAGUUGACCGUGAGAAGGAUGGUCAGGCUCCUGGUUACAUUCCCAAAAAUGACUCCGACAGGUGGUGCUAUGAUAGCUAUGAUGUUCAGAAACAGAAGGACGCGCCGGUUUCGCUACAGUUGGUGGCGCGGAGGUCAAAAGAUGCGGAGCUUCUACAAGCAGCAGAGAAGAUCCAGCGGGAGAUUGGGUUGCCUUUCGUGGAUUGCCUGGCUUAG